CCGCGCGGAGGCCGACCUAGCCGCCGCUCUUCUCGUCCCCGCCCGUGGUCCCCAUCCGGGGCUGGCCUCGAGGGCAGCACCUUACCUGAGGACGGCCCACUGCCCCCGCCCGCGGCCCUUACGUGGGCCCGACCUCCAGAAAAAGUGUAGCAAUGGCUGCUGUUUAUUCUGGCAUUUCCCUUAAGCUUAAAAGCAAGGCAACUUCCUGGGAAGAUAAACUAAAACUAGCUCACUUUGCUUGGAUUUCCCACCAAUGCUUUCUUCCAAAUAAAGAACAAGUAUUACUUGAUUGGGCAAGACAGUCGUUGGUUGCAUUUUAUAAGAAAAAACUUGAGCUGAAGGAAGACAUUGUUGAAAGGCUUUGGAUCUAUAUAGAUAACAUUCUGCACAGCAGAAAAUUGCAGAAUCUCCUCAAGAAUGGAAAGACAAUUAACCUUCAGAUUUCCCUAGUCAAGAUCAUAAAUGAGAGAAUAGCCGAGUUCUCUCUUUCGGGAUCCCAAAGAAACAUCCGUGCUGUGCUGAGUUGCUGCCAGGGCAUCCUCUCAACACCUGCCCUUGCUGUCAUCUACACAGCCAAACAGGAGCUGAUAGUCACCUUGUUGAGCCAGCUGUGCUGGUCCACCUGUAGGCAGCCAGAAGAAGCUGUGGUACCCCAGUUAUUCGAGGUCAUUCACCUGGCCCUUGGCCAUUACAUCUUGAUCCAGCAGCAGCAGGUCAACCCAAGACGUGCCUUUGGGGAGGUGACUGGGCAUCUGCUCCAGCCCUGCCUAGUCCUGAGGCACUUACUUUCGGGGGGCACGUGGACACAGGGUGGCCAGGGCCAGCUGCGGCAGGCACUGAGCCGGGAUGUUAGGAGUCAGAUUGAGGCCAUGCUUCGAGGCGGAGCUUUUCAGCCCGAGCUACUCUCAUCCUACAAAGAGGAGCUCUUGGAGCAGCAGCAAGGUGACCAGAAGAUGGGGACCAUGAAGAAUCUUCUAGCUCCCAUGGACACUGUGAUUGCUAGAUUGGUAGAUACCAGCUACUGUGAACCAUCCCUUCAUGCUGCUGUUGUAGCCAAUUCAGUGGCCUUGCUAUAUAAGCUCUUUCUAGAUUCUUACUUCAAGGAGGGGAACCAGCUUCUCUGCUUCCGGGCACUCCCCAGGCUAUUUGGCUGCUUGAGGCUUUCCCACCUGCCAGAGGAGCAGAUAAAAGCCCUGUCCACCUCAGACUGGACCACCGAACUCCUGGUUGUGGAACAGCUAUUGAACUCUGUGGCCAACAGUAAUAUCUACAACAUUGCCACUGAUAGGAUUCGGCAUGGAGAAGCUCAGUUCCACUUUUACCGCCGUUUGGCUGAGCUGCUGAUAAACCAUUCCCAAGCCUCUGUGCCGGCCUGGUUCCGCUGCCUCAAGGUUCUGAUGUCUCUGAACCAUUUGAUUUUGGAGCCAGACCUGGAUGACCUGUUGGCUUCAGCGUGGAUUGAUGCAGAAGUAACAGAGUUUCGAACCCGAAAAGCCCAGGAGGCACUUAUCAACACUCUCUUCCAAACAUAUGUCAAACUCCGGCAGGUGCCACGGUUGUUUGAGGAGAUUUUGGAGGUGAUCUGUCGUCCGGCUGCUGAGGCGCUGAGGCAGCCAGUGCUGGCCGCAGGGCCCUCCAGGGUGCUCUGUGAGUGCCUCCUGGAGUUGCCCCCCAGUCAGGUCUUGGAUGCAUGGUCCCUUGUGCUGGACAAGUUCCAGUCUUUGGUCUUGCCUUCUCUGCGAGCCGAUGUCGACAUGGCCCUGAAGUCCCUGUCCCUGAGCUCGCUGCUGCACUGCGUCAUGUUCAAUAUGAGGAGUCUGGACAAUAGCACACCUCUGCCUGUCAUCAGACGGACACAGUGCACGAUGGAAAGGAUGCUCCAAGAGCUCGUGAAGCCCCUGCUGCACCUUCUCCUGGACUGCCAGGGCCCAGACUGUGAGCUGUGGCUACAGAAGGUCAGUGACUCUGCGCUCCUGCUCUCAUACACCUGGGCCCAGGUUGAUGCCAUGCUUAGUCUAAACUGUAGCCAGUAUCACUCUGUGUCUGGGGCCUUUACUGGUGGUGUUCCAGAGGUCUCUGACCUCCCUUCAUUGCUCCCAGGUAUAGAAACAUGCCACUGGAAGAAGAUAGAAAAGCUUGUGGCUCAAUUUGACACUCUCGGCAGAUAUUGCUUAGAACACCUCUACCUGCAGAAAAUGAAAAGGACUUUGGUGCAGACUAGUUUCCUGUCUGAAGCAGCCCUCCACACUCUUAAGUGUGAUGCUGCCUACAUUCUUGGUUCUGGCAGAGAAAGCUUGAUUCAGAGGACGGCAGCUUCCUGGGAUGGUGAAGUGGGGACAGUGAGUGCACUCACAUACCCCGUAGCACACUGGCACUUGGUUAUGUCAAAUCUCUCCGUUUUAAUAUCGUACCUCUCUCCAGAUGAUGUGAGAUACCUGGCUGAUGUCCUGCUAAGAACUUUACCAAUGAGCAGAGCCCAGGAAGGCUCAGCAGAUGAGGAGCUAAAUGUCACACUUGAGAACAUAUCCAAGGCCGUCCUUCACAGCCCUCUCUUUCCAGAAAUGCAGUCCCUUCAUUCUGCUUUCUUAAUGUGCCUAACUGCAAGAUGUACUAGCAUUCUGUGUUCUGGUGUCCAGAGUGACUCUAGUCUUCUUAGUCAGCAGCUUCCCUGGCUUUUUGUAAAGGACCACAUGGUUGUGGCUCACUGGGAAAACAUAUUUGCAAAAGUUGGACCUGAUGUUGUAGAACCAAGAGGAGAAAUUGCCCAAAACUUAUUGUCCUUGGUCAGGAGCGACUUUCCCAUUCAGCUGGAGGGGGAACAAUUAGACAGCAUCCUGCGGCUUUUAGAAGUUGUUUCUACUCUGCAACUGGACAACCUCUUGAGUCCCCAUCAUGUGUGUUAUUUUCUUCUGUUACUGUCCAUGGCCAUCAGCAAGGUGGGGGGCUCUUGCUCCUCCUCACUGAACCUCAAGUUUUUGAUGACUUGCUACCAGCUCCUUGCUUACCUGCAAAGGGGCAAAAGUGCCCGCUCAGUGCUCAAAGUCAUGUACAUUAGUGAUAUUUUUGAGAUUGUACUGACCUCAUUGUUCAAAAUGAGUAGUAGAUUUCUUAUUGAUAUGGAUGACCCUUCUUGGUUGGAAUUCCUCCAAGUGAUAGGGACAUUCUUAGAACAGCUCAUGCAGUUGCUUAUCCAGAUAAAGCUGAGCUUGGUGCUCAAUUUUGGGAAAAUCAUCGCAUUCCUCUCAAGGUGCAAACCGUACACUGAAGCAACUUCAGGCAAACAAUUGGAAAAUCAAACUCCUCUGGGCAGGCAGCUCCUUCUGGUGUCUUUAACUAAGUUAUGCCAAGUCCUGGGGCCUUUUGUUAAAGAAUGGAUGCAGCAACACGAGGCCACAGAAGCACUGCCUGAGCUGUUGCAGCAAGCCAUUCUCCAGACUGGAGUUGUGCUCCAGCUCUGCUUGGUACAUGGGGCGCAGGGCCGGCGCCUUCCCUCUGCCUUCAUCUCGUCGGUUAGCACACUCUUGGAAGCAGAUGUGGGCCAGCACUCCAGGCACCACGGGACAGAGAUUUCCCCAAUGACAGACAAAAUGCAGCUCUCCCAUCCUGCCCUCUACCAGAGUGUUUACUCUCAAAUUCUGUCAGAGUUGCCAGCUCUUGCAGGAGACACUCAGUCUUUCCAGGCAGCUGUGCGGUUUUUAACUCUGUUCCUUUUGGCCCCAGAACUACAUCCCAAGAAGGAUUCUGUUUUUAUCUCCAUAUUUCAUUCUGUGAGAAAAGUUCUUGCAGAUCCUGCAAUUUCAGUUCAGGUAAUUCAGGAUUUUGAACCUCAUUUGGGAGCCCUGUUCACCCAAAUGUUAGAGGUUGGGACAACAGAGGACUUCAGGAUGGUGAUGCGGUAUAUUCUCCAAGGAUUAGACAUCUGUAAUAUGUGGAGAGCAGAUUUACAGGCCAUUUUAUCUGCUGUUACAUUGAUCAAGUUGCUACUGAGCUGCCUCUUCAGUGGAGAGAAGGCAAGUUUGUUCUGGCGUGCGUGCCCCCAGAUAGUCACGGCUCUGAUUCUACAAAACCGAGAGGCUUGUCAGGAGCAGCCUGUGCCCCUGGCAGUGGUGGGGCCCAUUUUGGAUGUGCUGGCCACACUGCUGCGGCAGGGGGAGGAGACCGUCAGCAACCCGCACCACGUCAGCCUGGCCUUCAGCAUCCUACUCACAGUCCCUUUGGACCACCUGAAGCCCUUCGAGUAUGGGAGCAUCUUCCCAAGAGUGCACAAUGUGCUCUUCUCAAUCCUGCAGUGUCACCCGAAGGUUAUGCUGAAAGCCAUCCCUUCUUUCUUGAACUGUUUCAAUAAGUUGGUGUUUUCAGUUAUGCAUGAAGGGCGGCAGAAGGACAAAGGAAGCACAGAUGACCUGAUGGUGGUUCUAGACUGUGCCCGCCUAGUGGGAAGGAUGUACAGCCACAUCGCAGCCCGGGCUGAAGAGUUCACAGUGUUUUCCCCCUUUAUGGUGGCCCAGUAUGUGACGGAGGCACAGAAGGUUACCUUGUAUCCGGCGGUGAAAGGCCUUCUGCAGGAGGGCAUCUACCUCAUCCUGGACCUCUGCAUUGAACCAGACAUCCAGUUCCUACGGGUCGCACUGCAGCCAGGAGUGAGAGACAUCUUUAAGGAGCUGUACAAUGAUUACGUGAAGUAUCACAAGGCAAAACACGAAGGAGAGAAGAGAUACACCGUCUAAGGCUGCAGCUUUACAGAGGUGCUGCCAGCAGUGCUGAGUGGCCUUGGCCCCCAGGCUUAAAGAGUGGAGAGUGAAAGACUUCAGAUAUUCUAAUGUGCAGUGUUGGCAUAUGUGGAAAAUCCUUUUCGGUUUAUAUAAUUUAGAUUUUAUUGUCGUGUUUUUCAAACAGUAUUUUUUAACGUCUUUUUAUGCAGUAAGUAUUGCAAUAGAAUCCUGAAAAUAGACACUAGGAUAAGGUGCAUGCAGUAAAAAAUUGCCAGAUCUCUCUGAUGGCCAUUUCAAAUGUCCAAAUGUGGUUCUUGUCUCAAUUCAGUGGUUUGGUUCCCCUCUCCCCACUAAGAACUAUCUAGAACCUGUUUUUUACUUCAGAUACAUGGCUAUAUAAUUAAAUCGCUUUUAAAUAUC
Molecule: messenger RNA, 5132 nt
Organism: Equus quagga
Lineage: Eukaryota; Metazoa; Chordata; Mammalia; Perissodactyla; Equidae
Gene: URB2
Product: URB2 ribosome biogenesis homolog
Exons: 10
Coding region: 153-4727 (1524 amino acids)
Biological process (GO): ribosome biogenesis
Cellular component (GO): nucleolus
Source: RefSeq, a predicted model, not a curated record